Molecule: messenger RNA, 468 nt
Organism: Dipodomys ordii (Ord's kangaroo rat)
Lineage: Eukaryota; Metazoa; Chordata; Mammalia; Rodentia; Heteromyidae
Gene: Cdc42ep5
Product: CDC42 effector protein (Rho GTPase binding) 5
Source: RefSeq, a predicted model, not a curated record
AUGGCCCCUCCUCCUCCCACCCCGCAGUUGCCGGUGCUGAAGCAGCCGGGCCCCGCACAGCCCAGGAAGCGGGGCGCGCCGUCCAUCUCGGCGCCCCUGGGCGACUUCUGGCACACGCUGCACGUGGGGCGCGGCGGCAACGCCCUCGGGGACACCACGUUCCUGAGCCGCCACGGGGGUGCGCCGCCCCCCGCGCCUGCCUUCCCCUCAGCCGCGCGCGCACGCCGACCCACUGCUGUCCUUACACCUGGCCCUGGCCCCUCCAUGCUGGACGCGGUGCUGGGGGUCAUGGACGCCGAGCGUGCGCAGGCCCCGGGCCAAGCUGCGGGGGAACGAGCUGGGGAGCUCCGCAGAGCUUCAGGGACGAGCUUCAGGGGUGUGGUCCGGCGGGGAGGUUUUGAACCUGAGACGUGCGAAGGGAAGGAGGUGGCGGCUGCAUCCCCAGCCUGGGAACGAAGUCCAGCCUGA